Dermatophagoides farinae (American house dust mite) is the source of this 570-nucleotide messenger RNA. Its product is annotated as transmembrane emp24 domain-containing protein 2. NCBI's taxonomy places the organism in Eukaryota, Metazoa, Arthropoda, Arachnida, Sarcoptiformes, Pyroglyphidae. The record is from RefSeq and is a predicted model, not a curated record.
AUGGCAACGAUAACACUUGAUCUUCAUGAGCAACAAUGUUUUCAUGAACACAUUGAACGUGGCAAGAAUACGCAAAGCAAUGUUAGCAUAGCUAAAUUAUCAAUAAUAUUCGAUGUGAUUGCCGGCGGUUUUACAGAUAUUAAUUUUUAUCUUAAAAAUACUCGUAUCGAUACAAGCCUAUAUAAAUCGUUAGGUACAUCAAGUGAUAGAUUGAUGAUUGCCAUUAAUGAACCUGGAACCUAUGAAUAUUGUUUCGAUAAUAAUGGUGCAACCGUAUCACAUUCGACUAAAAUGAUUCGUUUCGAGGUGGUCAUUUCAUUCAAUCAUUCAUUACUAAGAAACAAUACGAAUAAUGAUGAUUAUGAUGAUAUUGAUAAAAAACGGAUGCUUAAUGGAUUAAAUCAACAACUAUUAAUGGUUAAAUAUGAGGCUGAAAUUCAACGUUAUUCAAUGAUUGUUCAUCAUGAACUUAAUGAACAAACAAAUCAUAUGCUUAUGAUGUGGAGUGCAUUUGAGACGGCUAUUAUUGUUAUGAUUUUUAUCGUUAUUGAAUCAACAGAUGGCGUGUGA